AUGGAAGUCACAUCUCUACCCACUGUCUUCAAGGCGUCUCAAAUAAUCAAGAAAGAAAAGACCUCUCAAACACUUCAACUCCCGACUUCUCAAUCAGUUAACAAACAGACGUCUCAAACAAUUAAAGAUUCAACUUCUCAAACAAGCAAGCAACGGACUUCUCGUUCAGUAUCAAUAGUUCAAUCACGAGUAGCAGUGCUACUAGCCACAUGCAAAGUAGUUGUCCUAUCCUCAAACAACACUCAACAUCAUGCGCGUAUCCUCAUAGAUCCAGGAUCGGAAUUGACACUGGUCUCGUUACCACUAGUUAAGAAAUUCGGGCUCCUUAAAAAAUCAUCUGCGAUUCCAAUACUUGGAGUUGGUAGUACUUCACCUGGAACAACUCAAGGUCUGGCUACUCUUAAUUUACAGUCCCCGCAUUCGCCAUCUCAAGCUGUUCUUGGACAAGCAUCCACGGAAUCUCAGUCGAGGCCGUUGCGAUCUUUUCAUUUGACCAGCAAUGAGGACCUACAAGAUGCUCUCACCAAAGUUUGGGUACUCGAGGAAGCUCCAACUGCAUCAGAGACUCACCUCAAUCUAAUGGAGUCAGAAUGUGAAGAACAUUUCUCUGCUACUCAUCAUCGAGACGAUUCCGGUCGUUACGUUGUACGACUACCUCUCAACUCCGAUGUCUCACGGUUGGGUAAUUCCAAGUUAACAGCACAACGAUGCCUUCAAUGUCUUCUCAAACGACUCUCCUCUGAUGUAAUUCUCAAAGAACGAUAUUUCAAGUUCCUUCAAGAAUAUGAAGACCUCGGACACAUGGUUGCUGUACCAAUAAACGCUCCAGAGCCCUCUCAUACGCAUUACCUCCCUCAUCACGGAGUCUUACGUGAGCAGAGCACCUCAACAAAGCUCAGAGUAGUUUUCAAUGGAUCCAGCAAGACGUCAUCUCAAGUAUCACUCAAUGACAUCAUGCACACUGGCCCUAAGACUCAAUCAGACAUCUUCGACGUAUUGCUUUACAUCAGGCAACAUAAAUACAUCUUCAUUACAGACAUAGUUAAGAUGUUUCGGCAAAUAAAGGUUCAAGAAGAUGAUUGGGACCUUCAACGCAUCCUCUGGCUAGAUCAAGACUCAACUGUUCGAGCAUAUCAACUAACUACCGUAACAUAUGGUAGAAGGUCAGCUCCAUAUCUUGCUUGUCGAGUACUGAAACAAUUAGUAGCUGAUGAAGACGCUAAUUACCCACUUGCAGUAGAUACAAUUCUCGAAGGCAGGUACGUGGAUGACAUCUCAGGCGGUGCAGAAACUCUCGAACAACUCAUGAACAUUGCUACGCGAUUAAAUGACAUGUGCCUCUCGGCGUGCUUACCACUUGAUAAGUGGAAAAGCAAUCAUCCUCAAUUCUCACCACCAAGUACCUCAACUCAACAAAUGCAGCCUGUUUAUACGUUCGAAGAUCUCACUUCAAAGAUACUAGGUAUCACAUGGCACCCUCACGAAGACAUAUUCUCAUUCCAAGGGAACAUCUCAUUCAGGCCAGCCAUUACCAAACGCUCCAUUCUCUCAGAGGUGGCACAACUCUUUGAUCCAGUUGGACUCAUCUCCCCAGUUAUUAUCAGAGCAAAAAUCCUGAUGCAACAACUCUGGCUAGAAAGGAUUGGUUGGGACGACUCACUAACGCCUGAAAUAAUUCAUGAAUGGGACAAAUUCAGAGAAGAUCUUAACACACUCUCGACAAUCAAAAUACCUCGGUCGUUACAUUUGCACACUCAAGCCGAUUCAAUAAAACUUCAUGGGUUCUCAGAUGCAUCUCAGUUAGCAAUGGCAGCAGCAGUCUAUCUCAGAGCAACGUAUUCAGACAACUCAUCAGUCGUCCCGCUAGUCUGCUCAAAAACGAAGGUGGCACCUUUCAAACGGCUAACUAUUCCACGACUCGAGUUAUCAGCGGCUGCACUACUAGCAAACCUCGUAAAGCAUACUCAGAAGACCCUCAACCUCAGUGAUGUGCUAGCUACCCCAAAUGCUCAUUGGAGAUUCACAUCCUGGAAACUCAACCUAGCUGAUUGUGCUUCUCGGGGCUCAAGCGCUUCUCAACUCUUUGAACAUGCAUUAUGGUGGAUUGGACCACCAUGGCUCUCGCAACCUCCUGAAUUUUGGUCAUCAACGGUAGCACCAUCUCCAGAACAUGACCUGGAAGAAAGACCCGGCAUUUCACUCUCAGCAAAGUCACCGCCAUUAGUAUGGGAUCUUAUUAACUUACCUCAAGUCAAACCAUUCAAUAAAGGUCUUCCGAAGCUACUCAGAAUUACGGCAAUUUGUCAGCGAGCCAUCUCAAAGUUCAAACGAGUUCCAAACUCCAGUUUAGCCAUCUCACCAAUUAAUCCAGCUGACUUAGAAGCUGCAAAGCAGUUUUGGAUACGGGAGACUCAACGUGCAUACUUCUCCUCAGAAAUGAAGACUAUUAAAGCUGGCAAAGGACUUCAUAAGAGUCAUGUUCUGUCUCGAUUGACGGCAGUGGUCGACCAUACUGGCAUAUUGCGAGUUGGAGGUCGUCUCCAGAACUCUCAAUUGUCUGAGGACAGUAAACACCCAGCAAUACUGCUCAGACACAGGAAGCUCUCAGACAAUUCUAAUUUCUCCAUACCGAGAUUACUCACAAGAAGAGGAUUCUAA
Molecule: messenger RNA, 2658 nt
Organism: Microplitis mediator
Lineage: Eukaryota; Metazoa; Arthropoda; Insecta; Hymenoptera; Braconidae
Exons: 3
Coding region: 1-2658 (885 amino acids)
Source: RefSeq, a predicted model, not a curated record